UGAAUUUGGUAUGAUUAUUACAGAUUGAAGCAAUCUUGGAAAAUGUCAAUUAAUGUCCAUUAUCAAACAAUUUCAUAAAAAUAAACAUUUGAAUUAAGUAAUUAAUAAUUUUGUCAAUCGAUAUCAUCAUGGAAUCGUAUAUAAUACAGGUCAGACGUAUGUGGUUGAAUCAGGACGGAUAUUCUUUAGCGGAUUUAUUAUCUUUGAGACACAGUCAUGUGUCCAUUGCUCAAAUUGGAUCUGAAGUUGCAAUGACAAAGGCAAUGGAACAUUUGUCUGCUCCUCUUGAUACCCUAGUACUUUACCAUUUAAAAAUUAUAGCAAUAAUGAACAAGGAUGACCCAUUAACUAUGUAUAAUUAUCAAAGCUCUGCAGUACAGUCUUUGACAAAGAUACUUCAAAUGCAAAAAGAAGAGAACUGGAUGUUACCUGUUAUGAAUAUGAUGUGUCUAGAAUUAAGAUUAUUAGCAGUCUGCGCUGAAAAUAGAAAAAGUAACAAAAACUCUAAACCUGGAGAAAUAUUAGAAAAGUGUGCAGAUUGUUUGAUGGGCUGCUUUAGAGUAUGUGCUUGUGAUAAUCGUAGUUCAGAAGAUGACACAAAAAGAUGGGGAAUGCUGGCAUUAGUUAAUCAAUUAUUGAAGAUUUACUUUAGAAUCAAUAAGCUACAUUUGUGUAAACCUUUAAUAAGAGCAAUAGAGUCAUCUCCAUACAAGGCACAGUUUGCCUUAGCUCAACAAAUUACUUAUAAGUUCUUUGUAGGACGUAAAGCAAUGUUUGAUAGUGAUUAUAAAGCAGCUGAUGAAUAUUUGACAUAUGCAUUUGAGCGUUGCCACAAAAAAUCUUUUAAAAAUAAACGAUUAAUUUUGACAUAUCUUGUCCCAGUAAAGAUGCUAUUAGGUUAUAUGCCAAAGCAUAGUUUAUUAGAGAAGUAUAAUUUAAUGGAAUUUUGGGAAUUAAUGGAAGCUGUUAAGAAAGGAGAUUUACACAAUCUUGAAAAAGUAAUGGAGAAACAUGAGACUUUUUUUAUAGGAGCUGGCAUAUACUUAAUUGUGGAAAAACUAAAAAUAAUAGCUUACAGGAAUUUAUUUAAGAAAGUAUAUUUGGUACUAAAUAUACAUCAGAUUCCCAUACAAAAUCUACUUUCAGCUCUAGAGAUGCAUGGAAUUGAUGAUGUGGAUAUGGACGAGACAGAGUGCAUUGUAGCAAAUUUAAUAUAUGAAGGAAAAAUUAAAGGUUACAUAUCUCAUCAACAUAAAAAGUUAGUUAUAUCCAAACAAAAUCCUUUUCCCAAGUUGUCAAUGAUACCAUAA
Molecule: messenger RNA, 1310 nt
Organism: Dufourea novaeangliae
Lineage: Eukaryota; Metazoa; Arthropoda; Insecta; Hymenoptera; Halictidae
Gene: PCID2
Product: PCI domain-containing protein 2
Exons: 5
Coding region: 129-1310 (393 amino acids)
Biological process (GO): post-transcriptional tethering of RNA polymerase II gene DNA at nuclear periphery; transcription elongation by RNA polymerase II; poly(A)+ mRNA export from nucleus
Cellular component (GO): transcription export complex 2
Molecular function (GO): RNA binding; double-stranded DNA binding
Source: RefSeq, a predicted model, not a curated record